This is a messenger RNA of Coccidioides posadasii C735 delta SOWgp, 913 nucleotides long. RefSeq lists its product as uncharacterized. NCBI's taxonomy places the organism in Eukaryota, Fungi, Ascomycota, Eurotiomycetes, Onygenales, Onygenaceae. The record is from RefSeq and is a predicted model, not a curated record.
GCACUUUCGAGCGAUAAAAUCAGGUCACUUAUUUUCCGUCAUAUAGUCGCAAUGUCAGGUCAUCACGGUUCUCGGUCCUUAGCCGUGCCAUCCACCACUUCGCUGCACAUAGUUACCCAAUCCCAUUAAUAACAAGGUCUGGUAUCGGUACUCGACACUUCUAGCGGUCAAAAUACUUAAGCAUAUUCGGCCACGACACGGAACCGUUCUCAUGUUGACAGGCGGGCUAUGCGUGAAGUACGGGCGCCGUGUACAUUUAUCGGAAGCUCCAGCAAUGCUUUUCUUAUCGCGACAUACAUCUAUACCGGUACCAAAAGCUUUAUGUGCAUUUACUCAUUCUGGGUGGACGUACAUCGUGAUGGAAAGGAUACAGGGGGAUAUGAUUGGCAGUGGCUGGGUAAACCGAAGCGAGGAGUCAAGGGCAAACCUCCUUUCACAAUUGUGAAACAUGAUCCGCGAGAUGCGGGAGCUUCAACCUCCACAAGGCAUGGGGGUUGCUUCUGUUGAUGGAGGAUCGCUAUUUGACUGCCGCGUACCAGGCAGUUCCUUACGCUUUGGUCCAUUUAGGACCGUCCAGGACUUCCAUCAGCAUCUACGAAGGGGUAUGGAGUUUGAUUCCAGGCUUGAUCCUCAAAUUCAGAAUCUUAUCCAACAACAAAGCAAAUCUUGGCCUUUGGUAUUUACUCAUGGCGAUCUCAGCAGCCUGAACAUUCUUGUUCGCGGAGAUGAUAUUGUUGGCAUUAUUGAUUGGGAAACAGCUGGUUGGUAUCCGUCAUAUUGGGAAUACACUUCUGCCCACCAAGUCAAUCCUCAAAAUUCUUUUUGGGUGAAUGAGAUUGAUAAUUUCCUACAAUCAAUGCCUGAAGAGCUGGCGAUGGAACGGAUCCGUCAAAAGUAUUUUGGGGAUAUUUGA